AACGCUCGUUUACGGGAUGGGAAAACAUUACAGGGAGACGGGGUUGAAACUUGUAAGGCACUAACAAAUCCUUCGCCUGCUGAGGAGAAGAGAACGGAUCCUCUUGCCGCAGUCCCUGGGCUUCCGACUCCGGCGGCGGUGUCCUCAAGUGUGCGUGGUCUGUUGUUGACGGUGAACAAACAAAGCUUUGAUAUUCUGCGUGCAUAGGAGUUUCUGGGCCUUUCAGUCAGAGCGAGAAGUAGGGCAACGAUGGUUUGGAGAAAUCUGGAGCAAAUUGGACUCACCCCCAAAGAAUUAGGGCAUAUGGCAUUCUCACUUGUCAAAAUCUCCUGUUGCCUUCAUGUCACUGCCACCUAUCUCAUAGACCCUGCUAUUGUCGGUGGUCCUAGCAUGCUUCCGACAAUGGGUCCGAUGGCUACCUUUUUAUUGACCGAAAGGAACUCCCUGCGUUUUGGUAAAGUUGAGCGCGGGGAUAUUGUCUUGGUGCGGUCACCUGUAAACCCUCGAAAUUUAUUGACCAAGCGCUUGCUUGGAUUGGAGGGUGAUAGUGUCACAUUUCUCGUCGAUCCUAGGAACAGUGAUAAAUGCGAGACUAUAGUGGUUCCUAAGGGGCACGUUUGGGUACAGGGCGAUAACAUAUAUAAUUCCAGGGAUUCAAGACAAUUUGGUCCUGUUCCUUAUGGUCUUCUUUAUGCCAAGGUCUUUUGGAGGUUAUGGCCACUUGGAGGUUUUGGACCCCUGGGCAAAAACUGAUCGAAGAAUUCAGCUAUGCGAAGCACAAUUCCUUAGCAAUAUUACCAUUCUUUUUUGUUCAACUCCUAAAGGAUUAUACUGGCCUGAGCUUCGUUUUAACUUACGAGGUGCCGUUUCUCGUCCUUGGAGCUGUAAAACUGGUGAUUCCCAUAAGAUGAAAGGCUGUGAGGUGGGACAUGGUUCAGUAACUGUGCAUCAGACUAAGCACAUAAACGCCUGCAACGAGUUAUUUUCAGCAAGAUUGCAUAUUCUUUUAUAUGUAUGCUAGGAUUAGCUUAUAAAGUUUCGCGGAAGAGCAUUUGAUGUCCUAACAUUUAAAUUGUUGUCCUAUUGAAGAAGCUGAUUAUUAAAAAUGAGGAGGUCCGGGCACAGCUGGCAUUUUAUUAAUCUCAGUAUGAAAUGUUUUUAUGUACCACUCUUACUGUUCUGUUUAUUUCUCAGUCAAAAAUCAGACAUGCCUGGAGGCUUUGAUGAAUGAAAACCAUGACAAGAACAGAUGUCGGGGAAUCUCCAUUUUGAGGUUUUAGGUAUUUUUUUCAUGGGAAGAUGUUCAAGGUAUUCUGAAACUCUGGUUACCAUGUAUUCUGAUAUUUAAGGUGUAGUUUUCGUCAGUUCAGAACUAGGUAUUAAG
Molecule: messenger RNA, 1384 nt
Organism: Neltuma alba
Lineage: Eukaryota; Viridiplantae; Streptophyta; Magnoliopsida; Fabales; Fabaceae
Product: mitochondrial inner membrane protease subunit 1-like
Exons: 4
Coding region: 250-753 (167 amino acids)
Cellular component (GO): membrane; mitochondrial inner membrane peptidase complex
Molecular function (GO): serine-type endopeptidase activity
Source: RefSeq, a predicted model, not a curated record